AUGUGUAUUUUAUUAGCAACUUCAGCACAUCCCAAUUAUCCCCUUAUACUCAUCUCCAACAGAGAUGAGUUCUUCGAACGUGCGACAAGCUCUACACACUGGCACGGUGACGACGACCACAUUUUGUCACCGGUAGACAUGGCGCUAAAUUCGAAGCUUGUGGCCAGCCAGGGCACUUGGUGCGGUGUCAAUAAGAGUGGGUUGAUAGCGGUAAUUUUGAAUUUGAAGACGAACCCAAACACGUCGUCUGGCGUGGACAAGAGUCCUUUUUCUCGUGGCUCGAUUCCUAUAGAAUUGCUCAGACGCAAAACUAUCAACUUUGAUGAAUGGGACGACUACGAAAAAUUCGCUCAAAAGUUUACUCCACUGAAAGACACCGGUCCGUUCAAUCUAUUCUAUGGAGAUUGUCGCUCACAAGAUUACAGGCUGAUCGAUUCGCUCGGUCAAACUUUUCUCCCGUUAACUCCUGAAGAUCGGUAUAUGGUGGUCUCCAACGAUGUCUACAAUAGUACCAAGAAAUGGGUCAAAAUAGACACAGCAGAGGCGCUUUUGCAUGAAUUGGUUGAAACAUCGCAAAAUGAUGACCUGGAAACCCUCAUUGAUAAGUGUCUCGUGUUGGGAUCUUCUUGCGUGGAAAAACAAGGCGGGGGUCUCUUGUCGAGUGUGAAACUAGGCAGCAAGGAACAAAUUUUAAGCGAAAACGUUUUCAUCCCUCCAAUCUUAGUGCCAGGCAAUAAUGACCUUGGCGCUUCCCUUCCCUGCGGCAGGUUUUAUGGAACUCGAUCCCAGAUUGUUAUAGUGAUGGACAAAAACAGACAACUUACUCUAGUAGAAAGAGUACUCCAUGAUUGCGAUAAAGAUGCAUCCCAAUUUUGCCCCACAAAUCCCAGGAAAGUUCUGGAGUUCAAUUUUAAUCUUAACGACAUGGCGUGA
This is a messenger RNA of Lachancea mirantina, 933 nucleotides long. The record is from the annotation of a GenBank genome assembly. Lineage: Eukaryota; Fungi; Ascomycota; Saccharomycetes; Saccharomycetales; Saccharomycetaceae.